AGUGAGUCACAUAACCCUCUUGGAAAGAGUCUCAACACUUGCAGAGAAAAAGAACAAGGAAGAUCCCGGAAAAUGGCAACGGCGAUUGUACGUUCAGCUCUUUCCCGAGCAGUGACUCGCGCAGCUCCGAAGACAUCCGUCGCUCCUAAGCGAAACUUUUCCUCUUCCGCCGGCCAUGACGAUGCUUAUGAAGCUGCGAAGUGGGAGAAGAUAACUUAUCUGGGUAUUGCUAGUUGCACUGCUCUAGCUGUCUAUGUUUUAUCCAAGGGCCAUCAUCACGGCGAAGACCCUCCUUGUGAGACAAUGUUAAUAUCACCAGUGAAAACGGAUAGAAGUAUGCAGAUGAUGAGAAUGUUACGAAAGCUACAUUUUUUGCCUUUACUGAUUUCGUUUAUCUCAUUCAUUCUGCUUUUUAAGUUUAAGCAUACAUUGCCUGAAACUGUCAUGAACCAUUAUUGUCUACUUGUUGCAGGCCUAUCCGCAUAUGCACAUCCGCAACAAGGAGUUUCCUUGGGGUAUGUGUACUUUUCCAGUUUUCCUAUCGUCCAUCUUACUGUCUUUCAUUUCGUGAUCUUCAGCUUUGAUAAUGCUGUUUAG
Molecule: messenger RNA, 597 nt
Organism: Arabidopsis thaliana (thale cress)
Lineage: Eukaryota; Viridiplantae; Streptophyta; Magnoliopsida; Brassicales; Brassicaceae
Product: cytochrome c oxidase-like protein
Exons: 3
Coding region: 73-597 (174 amino acids)
Cellular component (GO): mitochondrial inner membrane
Source: RefSeq, marked reviewed